Manihot esculenta (cassava) is the source of this 504-nucleotide messenger RNA. Its product is annotated as protein DELETION OF SUV3 SUPPRESSOR 1(I). The record is from RefSeq and is a predicted model, not a curated record. NCBI's taxonomy places the organism in Eukaryota, Viridiplantae, Streptophyta, Magnoliopsida, Malpighiales, Euphorbiaceae. Gene Ontology annotation, biological process: proteasome assembly; mRNA export from nucleus; double-strand break repair via homologous recombination. The transcript is spliced from 2 exons. Gene Ontology annotation, cellular component: proteasome complex; proteasome regulatory particle, lid subcomplex. Bases 122 to 343 code for a protein of 73 amino acids.
GAAUUGUCCACAAUAUAUCUUUUUGUCGUAGAGUACAAGUCAACAAAAAUCCCAAUUCUGCGAGGUUAGGUUUUCCCUCAGAUUUCUGCUAGAAUAACAGAUCUUGUUUGGAGCACUGAAAAUGGCUACUGAGCAGAAAGCUGCGACCGAGGACGUGAAGAUGGAUCUCUUCGAGGAUGACGAUGAAUUUGAAGAGUUUGAGAUCAAUGAAGAGUGGGAGGACAAAGAGGAAGGAAAAGAGGCGACACAACAGUGGGAAGAUGAUUGGGAUGAUGAUGAUGUUAAUGAUGACUUCUCGCUGCAGCUAAGGAGGGAAUUGGAGAAGAACACUGAGAAAAACUAAGUACCUAAUUUGUUGUUGUCUCUGGGUGUUAUCAUCUAUAGUAGAGUAUUAGUUGGUAGUUUGAACCUAAGAUGGUUUUACCAUAUACUUAGCUUGGAGAAGCUUGUGUGAACUAUUAAGAUCAGAAGCUCAGUUCUCUGGAAGACUCUAUUUUUCUACCA